Messenger RNA from Entamoeba nuttalli P19, 1290 nucleotides. RefSeq names its product threonine dehydratase, putative. The transcript has a single exon. The record is from RefSeq and is a predicted model, not a curated record. Gene Ontology annotation, molecular function: L-serine ammonia-lyase activity; threonine deaminase activity. Bases 1 to 1290 code for a protein of 429 amino acids. Lineage: Eukaryota; Evosea; Mastigamoebida; Endamoebidae. Gene Ontology annotation, biological process: L-serine catabolic process; L-threonine catabolic process.
AUGAGUGACGUAGAAGUUCCUGCACUUGCUCUAAGAGAUGCUUCUUUUAGUGAGAUUCAUAUUGGAGAAGGAGACGAACAAGUUUUAGAACAAAUCUUCUUAUCUGAUGUUUAUACAGCCAAACAUGUUAUCAGCGAUCACAUUCAUCAUACUCCAUUAGAUUCUAAUGCUAGCAUUUCAGCAGACAUUGGAAUGGAUGUUUAUUUUAAAUUAGAAAAUAUGCAAAAAAGUGGUUCAUUUAAAGUACGAGGUGUUAUGAACAAAUUUAAUUCAUUAACUCUUGCUGAAAAGAAAAGAGGGGUAAUUGCUGCUUCAAGUGGUAAUCAUGGUAUGGCUGUUGCUUAUUGUGGUAAACAAUUAGGUGUUCCAACUACCAUCAUUGUUCCAAAUUUUACAAACCCAAGAAGAGCAGAAACAAUGAAAAGAUAUGGUGCUACUGUUAUUUUACAUGGAGUUACUGUUGCAGAAGCUGAAGCUUAUGCCAAAGAAAUGUCAACUGAAAAAAGACUUGCUUACAUUGAAGCUCGUGAUGACGUUUCUAUUAUUGCUGGUGAUGGAACAGUUGGUCUUGAGAUUUUAAGAGAUUUACCAGAUGUAGAUGCUAUUAUUGCACCAAUUGGAUCAGGAAGUUUACUUUGUGGAUUAGCUUUAGCUGUUAAAACUCUUGAUCCAAGAGUUAAAGUUUAUGGUGUUCAAAAUGAAAAAGGGUCUUCAGCUUAUCUUUCUAAAAAACAUCAUGUUCUUUGUAGAACUCAUCAAAAUGAAGAUAAUGAAUUAACUGAUGUUGUUAAUACUAUUGGAAAUUUAACUCUUCACAUGAUAGAAUCUUAUGUUGAUGAUAUUAUUACAGUUGAUGAAACCCAAAUCACUAGAGCUAUGAUGUUAUUAAUGGAGAGAUGUAAAGUUAUUAUUGAAGGAGCUGGGGCUGUUGCUUUAGCUGGUCUCCUUUCUAAAAAACUUCCAAUUGAGAAAGGCUCAAAAGUUGCAGUUAUUGUUUCUGGUGGUAAUGUUAAUAUGAGAUUAUUAAAUACUGUUAUUGAUCUUGGAUUAAUUAAUUGUGAACGUUCACUUAAAUUAGAAGUUACUGCUCCAGAUUCACCAAUCAAUCUCAAUGAAUUAGUUAGUAUUAUUGCUGAACAAAAAGCUCAAUUAUAUGAUUUCCAAGUUAAAAAGAAUGUAGGUAUUGGAAUGUGUACCAUCAGAUUCUCAGUAGAAGUUGCUGAUAAAAACCAUAAACAAGCUCUUGGUGACGCAUUAAAAGCUAAAGGUUAUGAAUUUGUCUUUGUCUAA